CUCUAUGGCUAUUGCUACCAAGACAGCAAUGACAUCCCAGACACGCUUACAACCAUCACUGAACUAGGCUCACCUUUAGAGAUGAUUCAGCUUUUGCAGACUUCCUGGGAAGACAGAUUUCGAAUAUGUCUCAGCUUAGUUCGGCUUCUGCAUUAUUUGGCUCACUCCCCUCUCGGCUCUGUGACAUUACUGGAUUUUCGCCCUCGACAGUUUGUGAUCGUGGAUGGGGAACUGAAGGUGACAGAUCUGGACGAUGCCAGCAUCGAGGAGAGCUCUUGCACCAGUAACAGUGACUGCUUCAUGGAAUUCCCUGCAAGGAACUUCACCCUGCCCUGUUCGGUUGAGGGACGGUGUCAGAGUAUGAAUGAAAAGAGGAAUCUCUACAAUGCCUACAGGUUUUUUUUUACAUAUCUUCUUCCACACAGUGCUCCAUCCUCACUGAGACCAUUACUGGAUAAGAUAGUCAACGCAACAGGAGAACUUCACUGGGGAAUAGAUGAGACGGCUGCACAGCUAGAGAAAGUUUUGAAUCUGUAUAAGAGUGGAGAGUACCUACAGAACACCACCCGGGUGCCAAAAGCUG
Pterocles gutturalis (yellow-throated sandgrouse) is the source of this 583-nucleotide messenger RNA. RefSeq names its product protein kinase domain-containing protein, cytoplasmic-like. The record is from RefSeq and is a predicted model, not a curated record. Gene Ontology annotation, molecular function: non-membrane spanning protein tyrosine kinase activity. The transcript is spliced from 4 exons. The annotation marks the transcript as partial. NCBI's taxonomy places the organism in Eukaryota, Metazoa, Chordata, Aves, Pterocliformes, Pteroclidae.